AUGAGCUUGAAAGAAGUAUUCGAACAACAUCCAUGGAGGUCAUUUAAGAAAUUCAAUGAAGCUGCAAAGAGUUGGGGAUUUACUAACAGAGCUGAAGUGAAAAGGUUCUUUGACAAAAAUGUUGUACAUCAAACAAAAAUAAACCCUUACGACUACUUUUUACCAAUUUACUCCAACACUCCUGACGCAUACCAAUUUGACACUCUCGUUCAGAGUAAGAAAGGAGGACAUAAACCAUUCCUCAUCUUCAUUAAUGUUAACACUCGUAAAGCAUAUGCAUAUCCAAUGAAAAAUAAAGGAACUCGUGAAGUGUUAAGAGUUUUACAAAAGUUUGUAGCAGAACAUAGCCCAAGUACUUUAACAUCAGACCAAGACAGUGCAUACCUCAGCAAUGAAAUCACAGAUUUUCUCAUUAAGCAUAACAUAACUCACUACACUACUGAAGACCAUAACCAUAACAUACUCGGCAUCAUAAACCGCUUCAUAAGAACGCUCAGAGAUUUAAACCAAGAGCGAGACUUUACCGAAGAA
This is a messenger RNA of Trichomonas vaginalis G3, 531 nucleotides long. RefSeq names its product integrase core domain containing protein family. The transcript has a single exon. Gene Ontology annotation, biological process: DNA integration. Lineage: Eukaryota; Parabasalia; Trichomonadida; Trichomonadidae. Gene Ontology annotation, molecular function: nucleic acid binding. The annotation marks the transcript as partial. The record is from RefSeq and is a predicted model, not a curated record.